GUGUCUGGUGUUUGGUAUGUUAGCAAUUUGAAGAUACAAAUUUUGGUUUAUAAUGAAUAUAUUUUAGGAACAUUCCAGUACCUUUUGGGAAGUAGACUGCCAGAAGAAUGGCUCUAAGUUUUUCAAAGAGAAUUUCCGGAUGAAUAGAUCCAGCUUUGACGAAUUAUGUAGUCUCCUAAAAAAAAUUACCAAAAAGGACACAAAUUAUCGGGAUGCAAUUCCACUAGAAAAGCGCGUUGCAAUUGCUCUUUAUGCAUUAGGAUCUUCUAGUGAAUAUAGGUCAAUUGCACACUUGUUUGGAGUAGGCAAAGCUACUGUUUGCAAAAUAUUUAUUGAGUUUUGCAAUGAAGUUUGGGCAAGUUGGGCGCCAAUUUAUUUAAACAAUUUUCCCCUUAAAAGGUCGCAAAUUGAGCAAGGAGUUGCAGAUUUCAAUGUAAUGGGUUAUCCACAAUGUAUUGGAGCUAUAGGUAUGCUUAAAAGUAAUGCGAUGGAAAAGAACUUUUAUCAGAAACGGUUUUAUAAUACAGAUGGAUGUCAUAUAGAGAUACACCCAAAAAAAGAAGAAGCCAUUGAUUAUCACAACUACAAAGGGUGGUAUUCAGUCGUACUGUUGGCUUUAGUAGACGCAAAAUAUAGAUUCAGUUAUAUCCAUUGCGGCAGCCCAGGAAGGUGCAAUGAUUCCUCAAUUUUUGAAAAGUCGUCUCUAACACGUGAGCUGCAGGAAUGCGCACUCCUUGAUGAAUUGAGCUGGCAGUAUGGAUCCACAAAAAUACCAGUGCACGUUAUAGGUGACUCAGCCUUUCGCCUAUCUCAGCAUUUAAUGAAGCCAUACCCGCAUAGCGUAAACAACACACCUGAACAACAAAAAUUCAACUAUAGAUUAUCCAAGUGUCGACGUGUUGUGGAAAAUGCUUUUGACCAUUUAAAAGCCAGAUUUAGAAGAAUUGGAAAAGGCGUGGAUAAUCACAUAAAAAAUGCAAACACUGUGAUUUGUGCUGCAUGCGUUUUACACAAUUUUUUAAUUGCACAGAAGGACUCUAUCGUAGAGAAUUAGGUAGUAGAAAUGCAACGAGAUAGCAGGUGCAACCCGCAAUGCAGCAACAACCAAAGUGAUCCAUAUGAAGGAGAAUUGAUAAGAAAUUCUUUAAAGGAAUAUUUCCGUAAGUAUAUUUUUUAAAAAAUUGUUUUACUUACAUAAUGUCUAAAUGCUUUUGUCAAAAAGCAGAUAAUCGUACCUUUCUUACGAUAUACAUAACUUUAAGGUUUGACUAUGUAUUAUAUGC
Messenger RNA from Rhagoletis pomonella (apple maggot), 1283 nucleotides. RefSeq lists its product as uncharacterized. The record is from RefSeq and is a predicted model, not a curated record. The transcript has 2 exons. NCBI's taxonomy places the organism in Eukaryota, Metazoa, Arthropoda, Insecta, Diptera, Tephritidae. The coding region runs from base 140 to 1054 and encodes 304 amino acids.